Molecule: messenger RNA, 1080 nt
Organism: Perkinsus marinus ATCC 50983
Lineage: Eukaryota; Perkinsozoa; Perkinsida; Perkinsidae
Product: protein kinase, putative
Exons: 9
Coding region: 1-1080 (359 amino acids)
Biological process (GO): protein phosphorylation
Cellular component (GO): cytoplasm
Molecular function (GO): ATP binding; protein kinase activity
Source: RefSeq, a predicted model, not a curated record
AUGAGAUCAGAUCAAGACAAGGGCAUGCCAGGAGAUAUCAACAAGCACUACGGUUCCAUCAAAUAUGUAGCCCACUGUUCGAUAGAGUCAAGGGCACUGACUUCAAACUUUGCCUCAUUAUUGAAUACGACACAGAAGAUCAUCCAACACGCGAGCAGGGCUAGGCUGAAGCUUGUUAGAAGAAGGCCGAGCACGAUCACUAGAAGGCAGUUGCGUAGAGGGCUACGGCCUGUGUCGUCGACUGCGUGGUGUCUUCAUACAGUAGCUUCUUCCGGAAUGGACAACUACCAUGUACUCCAUCUGAUAGGAGAAGGAUGCUUUGGUAAAGUAUUCAAAGGAAGGCGGAAGUACACUGGGCGUGUGGUAGCGCUCAAAUUCAUAGCGAAGAGGGGGAAGUCGGAGAAGGACUUGAAGAACCUACGCCAGGAAAUAGCGAUAUUGCAGCAGCUCAAUCACGACCAUAUAAUUAUGAUGGAUGAGUAUUUCGAGACGAGUACUGAUUUUGUAGUGGUCACAGAAUUUGCCCACGGGGAGCUGUUUGAGAUAUUUCAAGAUGACAAGAAGCUCCCUGAGAGCCAAGUACGGCGCAUAGCCCAGCAGCUCGUCAAGGCUCUGCACUAUUUGCAUAGCAAUAGGGUCAUACAUAGGGAUAUGAAGCCUCAGAAUAUUCUAGUAGGAGCAAACAAUGUAGUGAAGCUAUGUGACUUCGGCUUCGCCCGAGCCAUGAGCUACAACACGAUAGUAUUAACCAGUAUUAAGGGUACUCCCUUGUACAUGGCGCCAGAGGUCGUCCAGGAGCAGCCUUACAACCACACUGCGGAUCUAUGGUCACUAGGUGUGAUUCUGUAUGAGCUAUUUGUGGGUACUCCCCCUUUUUAUACCAAUUCAUUGUACAGUUUGAUCCAUCUCAUCAUCAAAGACCCCGUCAAGUAUCCUAGUAACAUGUCGCCCGAGUUCAAAUCCUUCCUACAGGGCCUUCUAGUUAAGAACCCUUCAAAGCGUCUGUCCUGGCCAGCCUUAUUGGAGCAUCCCUUCGUACGUCGCGAGUUGUCUACGAGUAUUCUGAACGCUGUCGUUUAG